GUCAGUCUCAGUUGCUCCGCGACUCGAGUCGGGCCUCCGUUUUUCCGUGAUGCCGCGCCGUGCCCGCGAACUGACCACCGGGCCUCCGUCCUUUCCCUAAAGCUGUAAAUAUUCGCAAAAUUACUCUGAUCAAUCUCAUGGUUUACUUGUGUUUCCCUUUUUUUAAGGAUAAUAUCUAGACAGAGUUGGAUUAAUUCUUAAGCUCAAAUUGUUAUUGUUUAGAUUUGUCUAUUUCCUUAGUGGCAUUUGAUAAAUAAAUCACGCUAAACCAUAUAAAAUACAGAUUUUAAUAAUUAUGCAAUUAUAAAAUAACAAUUUAAAGCACAAUACGAAAUUGAUUUCAACUGAUUUUUAAUACCUGCAAACAAAGGCUCUUUUUUGGCCAGUCGUAUUGAUUUUACGUUUGCUCCAAGUAAGCAUAGUUUCCGAUCCAUUAUGUUGAACAAAUAUUUAGAGAUGCUCCUAUUUAUUUAAAAAUAAAUAGAUAUCGCAAUAAGCCAGGAAGAAGCUUUCUCUUCCUCAAAUAUUCGCCUUCAAAUCAGUAAAUCUUUCCCAUUUAGAAAUGUAUAAACACAUAGUCCAUCCAAACAAACGCGUAAACCGUUGACAGCUCGAGUAACAAAACGAAAACCCCCCUCUAUUUAUAAAAUCUUGACUGCAAAUACAGCCCCUCGACCCCCGAAAAGCCAGCCAGCCAGCCAGCAUGAACUCUGGCGAGCACGACGACGAGCUUUCCCGCUCGUUGGAAGAGUACUCGGCGCGCCGGCCCCUUUCGCGGUCCGACUCGGUGGUCAGUUGGCCCAACAAGGACUCGGGGGUGGCCAGCGAGGUGCCCAGCGAGCCGAGCAGUCAGCACCACCACCACGUGGUGGGGCAGACGGUGGUGCCGUGCUUCGUGCCGGCACCGUUUGUCCUCGAGCCCAAGGAGGCCACCAUCUCGCAACACUACUACCCUGAGGGAGGCUGGGGGUGGCUCGUCGUGAUUGUGGGCGUGAUGGUGCAGAUGCUGUCACACGGUCUCCACCUCGCCUGCGGGGUCAUCGCCCUCGAGAUCAGCAGACGCUUCAAACCACCCCCAGAUGUGAUUGACACAGGCUGGGUAGGCGCGAUGUCGACGGCAGUGGCGCUCUUUGUCUCGCCUGUGACAAUUUCAUUCUGCAGGCGCAAAAGCACAAGGGUCACCGCUGUACUCGGGGGACUGGUCACGGCCCUCGGCUGUCUUUUCACUUCGUUCGCCACUCAGUUCCACCAGCUGUUUUUUAGUUAUGGAGCCGUAAUUGGUGUUGGCGUGGGCAUGACGCGGGACACGAGCACACUAAUGGUCGCGCAGUACUUCAAACGCAAACGAGAGCUUGUCGAGAUCUUUAUUGUGGCGGGAAGUGGUCUCGGCCUGGCUAUCAUGUCCGCUUUCAUCAAGGGAGCCAUCGGGUCAAUUGGGUGGCGGCUCGGUCUGCAGGCCGUCACAGUCACCGUGUUCCUCACCUUCUUUCUAGGGACCUUCUACAGGUCCGCUUCUCUCUAUCACCCCCAAAGACGUGCGAUUCUGCAUCUAAAGAAUCAGAAACGCAAGAUCAAAGACAAGAACAAGGCUGACGAUAGGCCACCAUUCUUUGAUCUCACUACCCUCAGGAGCAAGACGGUGCGCAUCCUGCUCGCCUCGACGGCCAUCAGCGCCAUGGGGAUGUCCACCCCGAUUUUCUACAUGGCGCACCAAGCUGAAAAAGAGGGUCUUGGGGACGCCACUGUUUCUCUCCAGGCGUAUUUGGGGCUCGCCUGGGCACUUGGUUGUGGAGCUUUCGGCAUGUUGGUUGUCAGGAACAGUGCAGAGUGCAGGAUUGCUAGGCAGUACCUCUGCCAGGCCUGCACGUUUGUGUGCGGCAUUGCUAUUCUGGCGCUCACCGCCGUCCAGGGAUAUAGGGGAUACUUACUCUUUGUCUGGGUAUACGGGAUUUUCUGCGGUGGUUACCACUACUCCUUGAAAAUGUACACUUAUGAGCGGGUGCGAGCGCGGAAUUUUGCGCGCACCUGGGGCUUCGUGCAGUGUUCGCAGGCACUGCCUAUUGCGUUCGGCGUCCCAAUUACAGGCUACAUUAACGAGGGCUAUGGCGGAAAGGCAGGCUACUACUUUAGCUCGACGUGCGUGCUGAUUGGCAGCGCAGCGCUUUCGUUGAUCGACGUGCACCGGCGUCGUGUGGCCAAGCACAAACAUACGGCCGCCAACGGCAAACAGCACACCUGCAUCAUUGAAAACUGCCCUGACAGAAGAUCUGGCAGGAGGUUGUCAUUCACUGAUGAGGAUGUCAACGGCCACAAUGGUGCAGUGCUACAGUCUGCCACAGGCGGACCAGCAACUGCGGCAGCAGCUGCUGCAGCAGCGGCCGCUCUUUUGGGCCAAAGAUCACUAACCCUAGCCAACAUGGGAUCAACAGACUUGAAAAAGCCAGAGUUGACCUGCAUCAGCGAGGAGGGAAUCGCGGACAUGGACUUGCCUGACAACUUGCUUGAUGAUCUGGAUUAUAUAGGAGACUGUAUCACUUCAUGCAACAAAGUUGAAAACUAUUUAAUGUUGAGUGAGUUUGAGAACAAUCUGAUCGCCGAGGUGCCAGUGAUCACGGACAGAAAGGGCCGGCGGUGGUCGUUGGCGCGGCCCCACCGGUCCAACAACUCGCCGUUCAACGAAGCGCGGCCAUCGAUGGGUUUGACCUUAGACGAAGGCGAGGGCUGCAGUACUGACCCCAACUCGCCGCUGGCUGGGGCCUGUGUGGGACCGUCCAACGAGCGGCGCAAGUCGCGUGAAAUGCCUCCGUUCCGCAGCGCCAACUGGCGCCUCUUGUCAGCCGCCCCCAAGAGGACGAUCACAGUCAUAGACGAGGCCUCCGUUUGAAUUGCUGGCGUGAGAACACGCGCACAGCCACACGAACUCUCCUCCCUUGUGAUGAAGCAGUGAAAGUUGAUUAGUUGUUAGGCCAGAAGAAUACGCGCACCGUGUACUUUUCUCUUGUUUCAGUGUACCUAAACGCAUACAAGUCACUUUGUCUCUCUCAUAUACACAUAAUUGUAACUCCUUAAUAAGUUAUUUGUCAUGCUUAAGGCAUAACUACCAAAAAUGACGUGAAAUGGCAGAACGUACAAUACGACGAGUGCCACUUUAGAUGAGGUGCUUGAUUCAUUAUUUUGUACAAAAGCAAUGUCUGUUGUUUCCUACAAAAAGAUAAAACUUAGUGUAUUAUCAGUUUAUAUUGGAAAAAUUUUGUAGUAGCUUAAGAUGAAAUGAUUUUUCACGAAUUCGGACAUUUUUAGUGAGAAAGUUGGAACCCACAUAAAAAGAUAUUUUACUAUAAACAUCUGAACGCAUGAAUCACUUUAUGGUUGUGUACAUUAAAAGAAUAUUCAUUUUUAGUAUUCUCCAUUUUCUUGAAGUGAAAUUCGAUUCAGUUAUAGGUUCUUCCUGUUUCCCUCCUUAAGCGUUUGAUAUAUAGUGUAUUAAAAGCCAACUAUGCAGUCAACUAGAUUUUUAAUAUUUGGCAAUUUGCAAAUAAAAUGCAUCAAAUUUCUCCCUUAAACGCGUCCCAGACUUCAGGAAAAUUUUGUAGAGGGUGUCAUACUAUUUGAGGUAUAAGCCCAGACUCUUAAAAUUUUUAAAAUAAUAACUUAUUUCAAAUCAGAUAACCUGAGUUGCACAUUCAAAUGAGUCUGACUUCUGAAAAUUUAUUUAUUUUAAAUGAAUUAAAUCCAGAAUGUGAACCAGUUACACCAGUCAGAAAUCAUCACGUUUAAUCAAUGAUUUAAAAAGCAGUAUUUUGUUCCGUCCUUUUGUUAACACGCAUUUCUUGUAAAUAAUACAAUUGUGUGUCAGUUGCUAUGGAGCGCUUGAAAAUAUAAUAACUACACAAAAUAAUGAACUAGAAAACCGACUCUUACGUGUAUGUAAUAAUAAAUAAUAAUAUAUGUAAAGACUGGUCCAAGAAAAUAGUAUUAUGGCGGAGUUCAAUAAAAUACAAACAUUUUGUUGUAAAACAGUUAA
Messenger RNA from Cloeon dipterum, 4024 nucleotides. Its product is annotated as monocarboxylate transporter 10-like. The transcript has 10 exons. The record is from RefSeq and is a predicted model, not a curated record. Gene Ontology annotation, biological process: transmembrane transport. Bases 704 to 2884 code for a protein of 726 amino acids. Gene Ontology annotation, cellular component: membrane. Gene Ontology annotation, molecular function: monocarboxylic acid transmembrane transporter activity. Lineage: Eukaryota; Metazoa; Arthropoda; Insecta; Ephemeroptera; Baetidae.